AUGGCCUAUCGACCUGAUCAAUAUGUUUCGACUUGUUGGACAUCUAGUUUAAUUUAUUUAGAUUUAUCUGAAAAUCAAUUGGACUAUUUACCCAAAUGGUUAUUUGUUAACAAAUAUGACUAUGAUACAGGCAUGGUAUCAUUCUCUUCUAAAAGAAAAGUUAAAAAUUAUACUACUAACAACGAUGAUAAUAGUAGUUUGAAACAACAAGAUACAUAUGUUCUUCCUAAGAACACUGACGUCAUCGAUUCGCAUCAUCUUCGUCGUUGUUAUUCAGAGCCUGUCAUCAUGCAUACCGCCGGUUCUUCAUUACAUCCUAAAACGAUGAUGAUGAUGAUGAUGACGGUGAAUGAUUCAUUUGCACCGAAUCUGUUACAUUUACUAUUGUCGAAAAAUCAAUUACGUGUAUUACCUGCAGAAAUAUGGACCGGUUCAUUAUGGUGUAAAUUAGAAUUUCUUGAUUUAAGUUGGAAUAAAAUCAGUUGCUUACCAGCGCCAAAUUUAUUAAAAUUACAAUUUGAUCAUUCACAACAAAUGUAUAGGGAUUCAUUGUACAAGAAAAAAACACAAAGCUUACAAACAACGCAUGAAAUUCACAAUGCUACUCAAUUCGGGAAUAAUGCUGAAAGAUUUUCAAUGGAUUUUAAUUCAGAAACUAUUUUAUACUUUCCAACUAAUCAACUGUUAACAUGCAUAACAAAUCUUAAACAACCUGUAGAAAAGAAUAGUUCUACUACUAAUACUACUACUAACAAUAAUAUUAGUAGUAAUGAUGAAUAUAAUGACAAAUUAUUUGAAAAGAGGAAACCUGUUGAGUUUUUUGAUCAAUAUGAAUAUCAUACAAGUCAUUUGACACAUCUUUGGUUACAUCAUAAUUGUUUGAAAUCAUUGCAUUUGGUGAAUCCCACAAAUCCUUCAAUGCGCAAACAGUCAACUCCAUCUGGAUUGUUAGAAAAAAGCAUAAAUCUAGCCAAAAUUUGUCCAAACCUCAUCUAUUUAGAUGUUAGUUAUAAUGCAUUGGAAAAUUUCAGUGAUUUAUUCUUAUGCCCAAAAUUGAUUAAUUAUAUUGAUUUAAGUUAUAAUCAAAUGAAAUUAAUCACCAGUCGAUAUCAUUAUCAUCGAUCUUAUCAUGAACACAGUGACGAAGGGGAUGACGGUGGUGACGAAGGUGAUGAAGUGCAAUUAUCUUCAUCAUCACCGAUGACGAUAUCGUGUCCAUGUGAAAUUUCAUCGAUGAAUAAAUGUCGUUGUGAUAAGAAUACAUUUAGGUGA
Molecule: messenger RNA, 1272 nt
Organism: Schistosoma turkestanicum
Lineage: Eukaryota; Metazoa; Platyhelminthes; Trematoda; Strigeidida; Schistosomatidae
Source: the annotation of a GenBank genome assembly